GUAUAUUGCAGCCAUGUGCAAGACGGUCGGCUUUGGUCAGGAAUUAACGCACUUGGAAAAUGAGACCAAAGAUUCAAAGACACAGAAGUCGGUACGGAUCAUACGGACUCAGAAUCCAAAUCACUUCACUUCUCUUGAGAUGAUCGCUGCAUUGCUAAACUGCAUAUGUGGAUGCAGCUGCAAGAGAAGAUGGGUACGGGGAGUGCUGAUAUGUACAUACGCUGCCUUUGGAGUUUUAAUGGUGAAUAUCACCCUGACCAUUGUGGCGGCCGCCGUGUCGGUCGCCGGCCAUAGCCAGCGGACGAUGAGCUCGGCCACCAUCUACAAGUACAGUUGCGACCGAACAAAGGCGUAUACGACGGGUCUGCAUCUGCUGAUCAACGUCCUCAGCACAAUCAUUCUCGGGGCCAGUAGCUACUGUAUGCAGUGCUUGACUGCGCCUUCUCGUGCCGAUGUCGACCGCGCACAUGGGCAGCGUGUGUGGCUGGACAUCGGGGUCGCCAGCGUGCGGAAUCUGGCAUGGGCGGAUUGGCCUCGACUCACCUUGUGGCUGGUACUUCUUGUAACCUCUUUUCCCAUUCAUUUGAUGCAGUACGAUGUCCAACUGGCAUCGGCAGAUUUCGAUUUUAAUCGCCUACCGGCCCAUUAUAACUCCUCGUACGAGGAGUGUUUUGAGUCAAACACGACAAGGAGCAUGUCCAGUUUUUAUGCGGAUCUUCCUAGCUUCGAAAAUCUGACCAAAGAGGAAUGUGUCCGCAACCUCUUGAGUGUUCUUGACCAAUGGGUCGCCUCGCCCCCCGUGGAGAGGCCACAGUACUCAGUCGAAUAUUGCUUGAGUCGGAAGCUCACCGAGCAAUGUGAGCUGCAGUUCAGCCCGGCGAUCUGCUUGGUAGUGAUUGUUUGCAAUAUUAUAAAGGUUCUGUGUAUGUCAUUAACGGCCUUAAGCAAUCGGACGGACAUCUUCCUGACUGUUGGAGAUGCUGUGGCGUCGUUUCUGAGUAGACCUGAUCCAUCCAUUGAGCGGAUGGGCUUGGUAUCUCGGUCGAAUCUGUUCUCUGGACCACAGCCUUGGCCAUCGUUCCGGAGGGACUAUUUGCAACUCGCGGUAAAGGAUACAUCGCGACUCCCACUGUGGGCAACCCUUCCGCCUCGCCAGCGAUGGACGCGAGCCUUGCCUACCAGCCAGUGGAUAGCGACAAUUAGCGUGUACGUGCGACGACAUUUUGCGCUUAAGCUGGGGUUCGGCUCGGCCACGCCUUAUACAAUUGUCUUAGCAACUGAAUCGUCGAACGUCAUUCACAUGGCACUUCUUGCCAACACCCCCCAGAUUUUUAUCUCGGUCGGUUAUUUCCUGUACAACAACCUCGUGACGCACAUGCUUUUGGUUGCAGAAUACGACGACUACGCGAGCCAGCGGAAGCCACUCCGCGUGUCCUGGCCCCAGGGCUCCCAACGAUCGUCUUACUAUCUCAGUCUUCCCUAUCGCUACAACAUUCCCCUUAUGGUUGCCUCAAUGCUCCUACAUUGGCUGGUGGCUGGUAGUUUGUUCUUCUUCCAAAUAAAUUCAAUUGACGCGCAGGGAGAGACUGUGGAUGCGUUAAAGCUCAUUGGCUGCGGUUAUGGGCCGAUUGCCAUUGUUUUCGCGCUUAUUCUAGGGGGAAUGAUGACGUGUACUGUAGUGGGUCUAGGCAUGAGACGUUUUACAUCACAGAUGCCCAUUGCAGGCAGCUGCAGUGCAGCAAUCAGCGCUGCAUGUCAUCCAAUAGAGGGCUGCGAGGAGACUCUUGUAGAGAACAAGGACAAAGACAGGACUCAGUUACAGUCGCAACGCCUACAGCCCGCAAAUCAAUCACUAGUGCAUCCUUUUAAGGACAUGACGUUAUUUUGUCUGUAG
Molecule: messenger RNA, 1894 nt
Organism: Aspergillus neoniger CBS 115656
Lineage: Eukaryota; Fungi; Ascomycota; Eurotiomycetes; Eurotiales; Aspergillaceae
Exons: 7
Coding region: 14-1894 (626 amino acids)
Source: RefSeq, a predicted model, not a curated record